AUGAAGAAUCAGAUACUUGAACAAGUUGUUGGAGUUCCAAUGAAAUCAACAUUGUAUCAAAUCGAGAUAACGCCAAGACGAUACUUACCAGACGCUGCUGGCCAGUACCACAUCCCAUCAUCUGCUGAAGGGCAAAGGAAAUUUGAUGAAAAAACGAAGAAAGCUGACACCUUUGCACACGGAGUCCAGGAACAUGUGAGAUUGGGACCAGAGAUCACUGAAACUGUGAAGAGAAAAUUGAGUUUGGGGGCAAGAAUUCUUCAAGUUGGAGGAAUGGAUAAGAUAUUCAAACAAUUAUUUAGUGUCAAAGAAGGAGAGAAGGUGUUGAAGGCAUGCCAAUGCUAUUUAUCAACAACAGCAGGUCCUAUAGCUGGUUUACUUUUCAUCUCAUCUCAAAAAGUUGCCUUUUGCAGUGACAGAGCAAUCAAAAUCCCAUCUCCUAAUGGAGAAUUCCUCGGAGUCCAUUACAAGGUUAUGAUUCCACUUGAGAAAAUAAAGGGGGUUAAUGAGAGCGAAAACAUGAAGAAACCAUCACAAAAGUACACGGAAAUUGCGACGGUAGAUGAUUUCGAGUUCUGGUUUAUGGGGUUCUUGAAUUCCCAUAAAGCUUUCAAAUACCUUCAGCAAGCGAUCUCCUAA
Molecule: messenger RNA, 639 nt
Organism: Hibiscus syriacus
Lineage: Eukaryota; Viridiplantae; Streptophyta; Magnoliopsida; Malvales; Malvaceae
Product: putative GEM-like protein 8
Exons: 4
Coding region: 1-639 (212 amino acids)
Source: RefSeq, a predicted model, not a curated record